This is a messenger RNA of Oryza brachyantha (malo sina), 2136 nucleotides long. Its product is annotated as cytochrome P450 89A2-like. The transcript has a single exon. Gene Ontology annotation, cellular component: membrane. The record is from RefSeq and is a predicted model, not a curated record. NCBI's taxonomy places the organism in Eukaryota, Viridiplantae, Streptophyta, Magnoliopsida, Poales, Poaceae. The coding region runs from base 216 to 1787 and encodes 523 amino acids. Gene Ontology annotation, molecular function: oxidoreductase activity, acting on paired donors, with incorporation or reduction of molecular oxygen, NAD(P)H as one donor, and incorporation of one atom of oxygen; heme binding; iron ion binding.
AAUCGAGAUCGCGACACUGAUAUGGUAUGAUCACAUAAACUUUGUAUAAACAGAUGCAUACGAUCAUUUUUAAGCGUAAACAAACAGUUCAAGACCCCUAAUAACAUGUUAAUUACGCCACAUGUCAACUAUAAAACGACGCCGGCACGCAGCGGUAGAGCUCAUCACCUCCUAGCUCGAGCAACAGAGAGCGAGCAGAUCACGAAGCGCUCGCCAUGGAAGCGUGGCACCUGUUCUUCGCUGCAAUAGUCGUCGUCCUGACCCCCUUCCUCCGGCUAAUCCUCUUCCGCGGCGGCAUUGACGACCAGGAACGCGGCCGCCUGCCGCCGGGUCCUCCGGCCGUGCCGCUGCUCGGCAGCACGGUGUGGCUGACCAGCUCGCUGCACGACCCUGUGACCCUCUUCCAGCGCCUGGUGGCGCGGCACGGCCCCAUCAUCUCCCUUCGCUUCGCCUCCCAGCUGCUCGUCAUCGUCGCCGACCGCCGCCUCGCGCACGCGGCACUCGUCGAGCGCGGCGUGUCCCUGGCCGAUCGCCCCGCCGUGGAGUCAGCCAGGCAUCUCGGCGUAGGGCUAGGUGACUGCAGCGACAAGCUCAUCACGACCACCAGCUACGGGCCCGUGUGGCGCCUCCUCCGCCGCAACCUCGUCUCCGAGAUGCUGCACUCGUCGCGCUUCCGCCUGUUCGCGCCAGCGCGCGCGUGGACGCGCCGAGUGCUCGUCGACAAGCUCCGGGAGCACGAGCACGGCGACGGGGCAGCGCCAAGUGACGUCGUGGAGGCGUUCCACUACGCGGUGUUCUGCCUCUUCCUGCUCAUGUGCUUCGGCGAGCGGCUCGACGAGGCCACGGUGCGCGCGCUCACCGCUGCGGAGCGUGACUUGGUCCUCUACACGUCGAGCAACAUGGCCGUCUUCGCCUUCUUCCCGGCGGUCACCAAGCAUCUCUUCCGCGGGCGUCUCCAGAGAAUGCAUGCCCUCCAAUGGCGGCUGAAGGAACUGUUCUUGCCACUGAUCAACUCGCGGCGGGAGUACAAGAAACAGUGCGGCGAGCCGAGGAAGGAGUCCACGUUCGAGCACUCGUACGUGGACACGCUGCUCGACAUCAAGCUCCCCGAGGACGGCAACCGCGCGCUCACCGACGACGAAAUGGUGAACCUCUGCUCCGAGUUCCUCAACGCCGGCACCGACACGACGUCCACCGCGCUGCAGUGGAUCAUGGCCGAGCUGGUGAAGAACCCAUCCAUCCAGUCAAAGCUGUACGAGGAGAUCAAGUCCAAGACAGGUGACGGCGGCGAGGUCUCCGAGGAGGACAUCCAUGGCAUGCCGUACCUGAAGGCAGUGGUUCUGGAAGGCCUCCGGAAGCACCCACCGGGGCACAUGUUGGUGCCACACAGGGCGGCGGAGGACAUGGAGGUCGGCGGCUACCUCAUCCCCAAGGGCGCGACGGUGAACUUCAUGGUGGCCGAGAUGGGGAGAGACGAGGAAGAAUGGGAGAAGCCGAUGGAGUUCAUCCCGGAGCGCUUCCUGGCCGGCGGCGACGGCGAGGAAGUGGACGUGACGGGCAGCAAGGCGAUCCGCAUGAUGCCCUUCGGCGCCGGGCGGAGAAUCUGCCCCGGGCUCAACAUGGCCAUGCUUCACCUCGAGUACUUCGUGGCCGUCAUGGUGAGGGAGUUCAAGUGGAAGGAGGUGGCCGGCGACGAGGUGGACUUCACCGAGAAGCGGGAGUUCACCACCGUCAUGGCGAAGCCUCUCCGCGCGCGCCUCGUGCCGAGGAGGACCCACUUUGGAUAAUAUGGACGUGAGACGUGUUCAGUAGUCCUGGGCACAAAAAGACCGAGACCGAGAGACCGAACCAAAAAGAUCGAGACCGAGACCGAGAAAUUCGGUCCCGGUCUCAGGUGGACGAGGUGAAAGACUGAUAAAUCUGAUCCGAUCUUCGGGUAUAGGGCUCGGGUACCCAAAAUACACGAAAAGACCGAAUUUAUCUUGUUUUAGUGUACUGUCUCCUUGUCCUUGGUUACACUAUGGUUGAAUUUAUGAUUGUACUUUGGUAUUUGUGACUUGAGACUCUAUUAUGUACUUCUAUGAAUUAGUUAACUAUGAAUUGUGUUGUGGAAUAUGGAACUACGCAAUAAAAUUU